AUGGCCAGAGUUCCAGCAGCCACACUGAGCCCCGAGGACGAAGUGUCUCUUGGGCACUGCCUGCCACACGCUCGCAAAGCUGAAGAAAUCAAGGACUUUCUGCUCACGGCCGGGCGAAAGGACACCAAGUCCGUCAAGAUCAAGAAAAAUAAGGAUAAUGUGAAGUUUAAAGCCCGAUGCAGCAGAUACCUUUACACUUUGGUCAUCACAGACAAAGAGAAGGCAGAGAAACUGAAGCAGUCCCUGCCCCCAGGUAUGGCAGUAAAGGAGCUGAAAUGAACCUGGCACACUGAU
This is a messenger RNA of Puma concolor (puma), 294 nucleotides long. Its product is annotated as large ribosomal subunit protein eL38. Gene Ontology annotation, cellular component: cytosolic large ribosomal subunit; ribosome. The record is from RefSeq and is a predicted model, not a curated record. Gene Ontology annotation, biological process: protein-RNA complex assembly; translation. Lineage: Eukaryota; Metazoa; Chordata; Mammalia; Carnivora; Felidae. Gene Ontology annotation, molecular function: structural constituent of ribosome.